Condylostylus longicornis is the source of this 1808-nucleotide messenger RNA. RefSeq names its product bone morphogenetic protein receptor type-1B (gene tkv). The transcript is spliced from 4 exons. NCBI's taxonomy places the organism in Eukaryota, Metazoa, Arthropoda, Insecta, Diptera, Dolichopodidae. The record is from RefSeq and is a predicted model, not a curated record. Gene Ontology annotation, cellular component: signaling receptor complex; plasma membrane. Gene Ontology annotation, biological process: BMP signaling pathway; protein phosphorylation; cellular response to growth factor stimulus. The coding region runs from base 179 to 1717 and encodes 512 amino acids. Gene Ontology annotation, molecular function: SMAD binding; ATP binding; transforming growth factor beta receptor activity, type I.
AAAAAAAAAACAAUUAAUAAUAUUGAAUUUAAAAAUUAUAGUGAAUGAGAAAAAAAAAAAUAAUAGAGAAUUUUAUUCAAAUAUAAAAAUUAAAAUCAAGGAACAACUUUUUGAAAACUCUUAAAAAUUACUGGACAAAAUAACAAAAAGCCAACAAAAUCCCAUAUAAAAUUCAGACAUGGCGCCGAGAUCACAGAGAAAAAGAGCACAUGGGCGAGUGCUUACCUGCUAUUGCGAUGGUAGCUGUCCAAGCCAUACAAAUGACACAUGUGAAACAAAACCUGGUGGAUUUUGUUUUAGUUCAGUAGAUGAAUUUUAUGAUGAAUAUAAUGGAAGAUAUGAAGAAGAACGAACAUUUGGUUGUAUUUCUCCAGAUGAAAGUGGUGGACUAUUCCAGGUGAACCAGUGUAAAGUUGGACAAGUACCGCAUUUACAUGGAAAAAAUAUUGUUUGCUGUCAAACAGAUUUUUGUAAUAAGGAUGCUCUGCCAAUGUUACCAAAAAAAUCUACAUCUAGUGAAGACAAUUCUUUGGAACCACAAGAUUCAGUUGUUGAUCCACCUUCAAUUCAUUAUUUUGCAUUAGUUGCUUCAAUGAUAAUUUGUAUAUCAGCAUUUAUAGUUGUUACAAUUGUUAUUUAUUUGACAUUCAGACGGCGUGAAAAAAUUAAAAAGCAACCGAGAUUAAUGGAUUCAAUGUGUGGUAGUCAAUUAUCACCGCUAGCUGAAUUGGUUGAACAAACUUCUGGUUCUGGAUCCGGAUUACCGUUGUUAGUUCAAAGAACAAUCGCAAAACAAAUACAAAUGGUUCGUUCUGUUGGUAAAGGUCGUUAUGGUGAAGUAUGGUUAGCUAAAUGGCGUGAUGAAAAAGUUGCUGUAAAAAUUUUCUUUACAACUGAAGAAGCAUCAUGGUUUAGAGAAACUGAAAUUUAUCAAACAGUUUUGAUGCGACACGAUAAUAUAUUGGGUUUUAUUGCUGCUGAUAUUAAAGGUACUGGUUCUUGGACUCAAAUGUUGUUAAUAACUGAUUACCAUGAAUUGGGAAGUUUACAUGAUUAUUUGCAAACCAAUGUUUUAACAGUACAAAAACUUCAUAUGUUGGCUUACUCUUUAGCAUCGGGACUAUCACAUUUGCAUACAGAAAUAUUUGGAACACCUGGAAAACCUGCUAUUGCACAUCGAGAUAUUAAAAGCAAGAAUAUUCUGGUUAAACGAAAUGGUCAAUGUGCUAUCGCUGAUUUUGGUUUAGCUGUCAAAUAUAUAAGUGAAUUGGAUGAAAUUCAUAUAGCUCAAAAUACACGCGUUGGUACACGUCGUUAUAUGGCACCAGAAGUUUUAAAUCAAACAUUAAAUCCUUUACAAUUUGAAGCAUUCAAAAUGGCCGAUAUGUACUCAGUGAGUUUAGUAUUUUGGGAAAUGUGCCGUAGAUGUUAUACACCGAUAAUUGGAACAAAAACAACAACAUGCGAAGACUACGCUUUACCAUAUUAUGAUUGUGUUUCAUCAGAUCCAACAUUUGAAGAUAUGCAUGCUGUAGUAAAUGUUAAGGGUAUAAGACCUGAAAUACCAUCACGUUGGCAAGAGGAUGAACUACUACAAACUUUAUCGAAAAUAAUUCAAGAAUGUUGGCAUCCAAAUCCAACCGUAAGGCUGACAGCAUUACGCGUUAAGAAGACAUUAAGUAGAUUAGAAACAGAAUGUACAAUAAAAAUUGUGUAGUAUCUUUAAAAUGAAAUUACAAUAAUUAAGGAAACAAAAAUAUUUAUUAAGAAUACAUGCAUACAUAAAUAUACAUAUAAUAUAUAUUUAU